Molecule: messenger RNA, 1404 nt
Organism: Lepisosteus oculatus (spotted gar)
Lineage: Eukaryota; Metazoa; Chordata; Actinopteri; Semionotiformes; Lepisosteidae
Source: RefSeq, a predicted model, not a curated record
GGGGGCGCGCCUUCUCCCGCCCCGUGCGCGCACACGCGAGCCGGUUUAUUGUACCACAGAGUCCGGGCGCAGACGGAGGGGGGUGUCGUAACCGAAGGAAAACUCCUAACGAAACUGCAGGCAUGGCGGCGAUCCGGAAGAAGCUGGUGAUUGUGGGGGAUGGCGCGUGCGGGAAGACCUGCCUCCUGAUCGUCUUCAGCAAGGACCAGUUCCCCGAGGUGUACGUCCCCACCGUCUUCGAGAACUACGUGGCGGACUACGACCGGCUCCGGCCCCUCUCCUACCCCGACACCGACGUCAUCCUCAUGUGCUUCUCCAUCGACAGCCCGGACAGCUUAGAGAACAUCCCUGAAAAGUGGACCCCCGAGGUCAAGCACUUCUGCCCCAACGUUCCCAUCAUCCUCGUGGGCAACAAGAAGGACCUGCGCAACGACGAGCACACGCGCCGCGAGCUGGCCAAGAUGAAGCAGGAGCCGGUGAAGCCGGAGGAGGGCCGGGACAUGGCCAACCGCAUCGGCGCCUUCGGUUACAUGGAGUGCUCGGCCAAGACCAAGGACGGCGUGCGGGAGGUCUUCGAGAUGGCCACACGGGCAGCGCUGCAGGCCCGGCGCGGGAAGAAAACCUCUAAAUGCCUUCUUUUGUAAACUCCCACCCCCCCACACACCCCCCCACCCCCCUCCCUCUUUUUAAAGACGACGCUUAACGCGAGGCGCCCCAGGAGCGCGGCGUCUGUCCUCGCGGGGAGACGGGGGGGCGUCCGGGCUGCUCCCAGAGGCGCCCGCUGCGCUCGGCCCUGUCCCCCGCGCCUCUGACUGGACUCGAACCUCAUCCCGCAUCGUGUCUGUUGUUCCCAGUGCCGUUGUGUCCCGCGUGCCCCGCCCGACUUUUAUGUCCAUUUCCAUCGUUGCCCCUUUUUUUUUUUUUACCCUUUUACUUUUAAGGAGAAAACAAGGAAACGUCUUUACCAGUAUUUAAGUAAGAAAAGCUCUACCGAUUUUUUUUUUUUCCGGUCUUGUUUUUUCCCCACAAAGCCGUGCCGUCGCCCUUUCUGAGCUCUGGCGACGAUUGCCGAGACGCCGCGGUUCAGAAGGGCGCCCUCACACCCGCCGUCUCCUCCUUCAGGUCUCCUGUCCUCUCCGUUACGCCUGUCACUUUUUUUUUUUGUAAAAAGAAAAUGGAUUUCCUAAUGGCUUAACUUGUAGUCUCUCUGUAUGUAUAAACAAAUUUUUAAGAAAAAAGUGGGGAAAAAGACAUACAUAACAAAAAUAAAGGGGUUUAAGUGAUGCUAAAAAAAAACCAUGCUCCCGUGCUGUACGCGAGCUUAUACACAGGGACUUAACUGGAAUCUGGAUUUGUAUGACCUGGGCUUGGUAACUUUCUGAAAUAAAUAACUUUAUAUAACAA